AUGAAAAUGGAAAGAAGGCUUGUGGAAGAUCAUAUGACUAAUGUGUGUCAAUGGAGAAUAAUACACUGUGGCUACUGCAAUGAGGAGCAUUAUAAAUGUGAUGAAGAGGUACAGUGAAGUUACAUGUAUGCACCUAUCACUGUCAAGUCUUAUGGGGUGAGGUGGGUAUAUUGAGGGCAACUGAACAUUGUCAAAGAAUUAUUUUUAGUCAAAAUACUCACCCUGGGGCCAGAAUAUGGUAUGGGGUCAAAUUCCAGUGAAAUAUCUCCAGUCUGAAGUACAUGAGAGACAACUGACCCUGACAAUUAAGAAAUUGACCCUGUUAAUUUAAGGUUACUGGAAACUGUAAGUUGAAUUAUAGUUCUGGGCAUGAUCAUUUAAAGAGAUAAUUGAUGCUUACUUAGUGCUAUUUUCCUGAACUGGAUCUUUGAAACUUUUUUCAUUGAAAGGCGGAUAAGAGUGCUUGUUUUGUAAUAGUCAUGGAAACAUUGGUGCUCUAUUUUUUUGCAAAAUAUUUGGUAUAUUUAGAAAAGGAAGCUCUAGAAACUAUAAUUUGAUACAGGUUUUACACUCUUCAUCUCUUGGACUUAAUGUAAGGGAUCUGGCACCUGGUAACCUCUUAGAAGGGGAAGACUACCUCAAAUACCUUGGUAUGGCUCAUUGACUCAUAGCUCACUUGGAAGAAUCAUAUAUAAUUUAUCUCCUCAACGAUCUGGCAAUUUCUUGGAAUUCUCACAAGACUGAGACACUGUUCCCACUGUUAAUUUACUAAGUACACUGUAUAUCAAUCUUUGAUCCAGCCCUACAAAACUUAUGGUAUUGCUGUAUGGGGCCAAACUGCUCAAACAAAAUUGGACAAACUAUUAAUUUUGCAAAAACACACUCUUCAUUAAACUGAAUUUUAAUUCACUUUGCUCCACACAGAUCUCAUGUGAUCCUGUUAUUCAACCUAUAUAAUAUCCAACUGCUUAAUUUUCAGUACUGCAAGUCAGUUUGAACUAUUAUGCAUGACGUUGCUAACAAUUUUUUGUGAGAAAAUAUUUCUAGUUCCUAUUUCUUGAACCUUCACAAGUGCAUAGCUUCAUGUACAAUACUUGAUUUUCAGAGACUACAUGUAGUAAGUCGUCUUUUUAACAAUUAUUCCUCGAGCCCAAAUGGGCUCUAAGUCAAUUGACUCAGAGGCCAUGAGAGCAAGAGGAAUAAUUGUUUUAGUAAAAUCCAACUUGCUGGUCAAAAAUAUGUAGACGAAACAACUUUAGCUGGUUAAAGGCGCGUAUGGAAAAGCCAGAAUCCGGAAUCCGGAACCGGAGCUGGAGCCGGAGCAGGAGCCGGAACCGGAACCGGAACCGGAACUGGAACUUAAAUUGAGACCAGGGUAAACUGGGAAACACUGAAACCAGUUCCCGAUACCCGUGUGGAAAUAAAAUUCAAGAUGGCGUCCUCUGUUAUCACUGUUUUGAGAAAUUUUCAGCACAAUGGUCGUGAUACCAAAGAUAUACUCCCCGCGCAAAAGAGCUUAUGUUUGGUUAUUUAUUACACGUAUGUGUUCUACUUUAUCAAGCAUGCUUACACAUCNAAGAUGGCGUCCUCUGUUAUCACUGUUUUGAGAAAUUUUCAGCACAAUGGUCGUGAUACCAAAGAUAUACUCCCCGCGCAAAAGAGCUUAUGUUUGGUUAUUUAUUACACGUAUGUGUUCUACUUUAUCAAGCAUGCUUACACAUCACGCUUAGACACUUUUACCAGAAAAAACAAACAGUUGUACUUUACAUGACUUUAUAAAAAAAAAGAACUUAACCACUAAAAUUCAAAGAAUCAGCCCAUGCUGUUCCACCGCAGACGCGAGCAUAAAUUCAAGGCACAGUAACUUCACAUUUUCACACUUACUCACAUUUCAAUCGAUUUGUCGCUUUGUCGCGAUCUCUAAACGAAAACAAACAUGUUUUUGUAAAAUGGUAACAUCUUUUCAAACUCAGUAAAACGGAAAAGAAUGAAAACUUUUGUAUUCUUACUCGUACCUUUUCUUAAAAGGGCUCCGUGUUUCAUCCAUUGUGAGGGAAAGGCGGCAAAGGGAGGAGGAGACGCGUUUAUGAAAUUCUCGAAGAAAAAAUGCGACGGUAAAAAAUGUAAUAACAAUGUCAUAAAAAUUACUGUAAGUGACACUCUCAAGACAGAAACAUCUCCAAUUUUUGUUUCUUAGGUUCGGGUUCAGGUUCCGGUUCCGUUUCCUUUCCCGUUCGGGAUUCCGGCUUUUCCAUACGCCCAGUUAAAGCUACAAUCUUGGACAAAACUGUUGAGAAAAUUGUAUACUUGGACAGCAUUUUUCUAAACAUCGUAGCUGUACCGGUUCUUCCCUCUCCCCCUUCCCCUGGAAGCAAUGUUGUUGUGUAUUCAAAAGAAAGCCUGGUCCCUGGGCGUUUGUGGGAAGCAACAUUGAAUUGGGGGAAGAAGCUUUCUUUCCGCAAAGGUGUCGUUUUGGAAAUAGUUUUGUUGCUUAGGAAAGUGGACAUGAUGGGGAAAACUUUCUCAAGUAGUUUUGUCCGGAAUUGUAUUUGACUGGGAAAGGCGAUUUGCAGCCUUUAACGCAGCCAAAUAAACCUGUUCUUUAUAAAUGUAGUACAUUUCAAAGAAAAGUAGAUAAUUAAUGCAAAAUGAGUGAAAACAGAGGCGUUUAUGACAAGAAAACCAAUUGUAUUGUCUUACUUGAUUGGAGUGGUCAGUCAAGAACGUUUGCGAAAUUCAUUUUCCAUGCAUGGUUUUUACGCGCGCUUUGAGUGAAGAGUAGCGGGCAUACAUUGCGCUUUUCUAGGACGAAAAGGACGUGUCCGUCAAGCAGUUUAGCCAGAAAACGGGAAUUACACCCGGUACGAUUCGAUUAGCAAAUAACAUGAAACUUUUGCUGAAUUUUCAGAGCGCGUGACCCGACAACUUUGAACAAUUUUCCCAUCGCCGAAAUAGUCAAUGGGUAAGCACUUGCAAUGAAUAAAAGCAUCAAAUGGAGAGAGGAUGAAAUAUUUACAAAAGCUGCAUUUUUACUUUUCACAUUUGAACGCUUACUUUUGAAACUGUGGCGAUAUCCAGUCCAAAGAAACACACUACAUAUAUGUAACAAUUAGCACGCGUUGUUCGGCUAUUGCGAAAUCUGACUGUUUUAAAGAGGGUGCUGCAAAAAACGUAUAUGAGGUCUUACUUUCCUAUGAGAAGAUGGUGUGGCGUGAAACUUUGUGCUCAAAACUGCUUCUGUAAAGUGUUCUUUAUUGGCAUGUUUUUGUUUUGUCCUUGCAAAUAUUCUUGCGAGAAAAUGCGAAUCACCUUGUACACAAUCUUGGACAAAACUGUUGAGAAAAUUGUAUACUUGGACAGCAUUUUUCUAAACAUCGUAGCUGUACCGGUUCUUCCCUCUCCCCCUUCCCCUGAAAGCAAUGUUGUUGUGUAUUCAAAAGAAAGCCUGAUCCCUGGGCGUUUGUGGGAAGCAACAUUGAAUUGGGGGAAGGGGCUUUCUUUCCGCAAGGGCGUCGUUUUGGAAAUAGUUUUGUUGCUUAGGAAAGUGGACAUGAUGGGGAAAACUUUCUCAAGUAGUUUUGUCCGGGAUUGUAGACUUUAAUCCUUUUUUCACCGCCAAAAAGCCGGGGCUUUCGCUACUAGUGGGCUAUAACAUAUAGCCUGGUAGUAGCUCAACCAACCAGAAUGCAGCAUUAAUAAUAGACCACUAGUUGGAUUUUACUAAACAUUAUAAUUCUGGGACAAAUCACUUAAAAUAUUUUUUUUCUAGAUUUGGCACAAGAAUUUGGAACAGUAUUUCUCAAAGUAUCCAAGUACUCCCUAAACACUUAUUUAAGGCUUCUUUACAUCAGCUUCUUUGACAUAUUUUAGAAUUGGAGGAUACAUGUUGACACACACCUGCUUUAAUAAUAAACUAAGCAAGAUGAUAUAAAAAGGUUAAAUAAGUUUGGAAUUUUGUAACGUUGUAAAUUGUAAUAACUUCAGUUCAUCUUCUUGUGUCAUUAAUUUAGAUCUAUCUCCCUUUUCUUAAUUUCUUCCUAGUAAAUUAAUUUAUGUUUUCCUCUGCCAGCCUCGAUUAGCCCAAGCUAUAUGCGAGCAGAGAAUGUUUGUAUGUACUUGUAUGUUUAGCCUGGGACCAGGCUCUAAAUUGGGGUAAAAAGGAAAAAUAUAAUCGGCGAGCGAAGCGAGCUUAGAGGUAAUCUUGGGAGGGGAAAGGGUGUUUCCCCCUCUCCAGACCACUGCUGGGCUUGCUUCACUCCCCGAUAUUUUUCCUAUUUUGUUUUUUGCCUUUUUUCCCCACUGCGGAGCCUGGUCCCAGGCUAUUGUAUGUAUGAAGGUAAUUCAGUUUGUAACUUCUAUGGACACCAAUAGACUUCUAUAGUCUUCUUCUUCUUCUUCUUGCUCUAAAUGUUAGAAUUCCAAUGCUUCAUCGUCUGACAGAAAGUUUCUGCCAAUACCAACAAUUAGCGUUGUGUUCCAUUUUCAAAGUGAGUAGAGUCAUCUCUCUUGACAGACAUCUUAAAACCUGAACAUAAAUGUAUUUGACUGUCCAUCUUACAAAGAGUUGAUUACUCAGAGUUGUUUUUUUUUUUUGGUUACUACUGUACCUUCAAACAGCCUUAAUUCCCAGUAAUUCUGUCAUAUUUUUCGUAGUUUAUCACCAAAAGUACUUUGACCAAAUAUUUCAUUCGCCUGAUCCCCAUCUCAUCUUUCUGAACUGUUCUCAAAAGACUAACAACUUAAUGGUACAUGUAAUAUAGCUACUGGCAACCCAGUAGUCAUAGAGACAGUGACUUAUCCGUCACUGGCUUAGUACAUCAGCGCCAAGUCACACUAAUUACGGCUCUAAUGGUAUGUUCCAGCUAUGGAGGUUUUCCAAGCCCACUGCCGCAGACAAAUCGCUUAUCAAACUCAAGCUACUUUCAACUGCCGCAGACAAAUCGCUUACCAAACUCAACCUACUUUCAACUCGUGACUACACUAACCUCGAUAACUUUGUUGUCGGUCUCCUACUGCUCUGUGGUGAUGUCGCUUCUCAUCCAAGACCUGUAGGCUCCUCAGAGUCUAUUUCGGUUAUCAAAUGUAUGGUAUCGAACGCACAGAGCCUGAAGAGCCAAAAGAAAGUUGUAAACAGCGACGGAUCAAAAGUGCUCGCCUGCAAUCUACAACAGUUUCAAGACCUGGUGUACUCAGAGGAUAUGGAUGUAGUCUCCGUCAAUGAAACCUGGCUAAAGAGAUCCUUAAAGAUAAUUAUAUAAUUUUUUAGGAAAGAUCGAUCUCACAAUAGUGCCGGUGGUGUGCUUAUCGCAAUCAAGAACGCUGUGUUCAAGUCUAUACGCGAAAUCCCUCUACCUGAACAACUACAAGAACUAGAGGUCGUAGCAGCUUCGGUCACAACUUCCCAAGAUCGAAAGAUUUUAUUUUGUUCUUUCUACCGACCGCCAGAUCUGGAUUUGUGUUGGUUUAAUUUAUUCAAUAAUUUUCUGGACUGGGUUUGCGAGGACUUUGACAAUAUGGUAAUCUGUGGUGAUUUUAGUUAUCCAAAAAUCUCAUGGGACGCCCCUGAUGCCUCCAGAGGUGCCAAUGAACAAGCAUUUGUGGAGGCGUUACACGACCACUAUUUAACUCAAAUUCAACGCAAGCCCAUGCGUGGCUCCAGUGUUUUAGACUUAGUCAUCACCAGUGUCCCAGACCAAACAAGCGUGUCCGAAGUCCUAGAAAUAGACAAAGCUGGUUUGUUCACGGAUCAUCGCACCGUCUUCUUCGAGUUCCACACCUUAGUUAAGGUCCCUGUCAAGACGCACCAUUCUGUGUAUGAUUAUGAAAAAGGAGACUUUGACGGCCUUAGAAACGCUCUGCGUUCAGUUAAUCUUACAAGUGUGGUGGGUGAGGGCGACCUUGAAAGCUGCUGGCAGACCUGUUCUAUUUCUUGCUGCGGUGAAAGACAAUAUUCCAACCAAGCGAUUAAGAGGUCGAAACCCCGUGCCCUGGCUCACAGAUGCCGUUAUCAAUCUUAUCAAGAAAAAGGAAACCGUACGCAGGAAACUAAAAUUGCACCCGUCGGAGUCACUAAAAGUCAAAUUUCAAACUCUGCGUUCACAAGUAAAGCGCGCGAUCAGAGAAAGCAGGGACGAGUUCUUUGAGUCUGCUAACCUCGAGUUCAAGAUCAAUCCCAAACUUCUCUGGUCAGUAUUAAAAACUCGCUCAAAGUCGCGCAACAUACCACAAAGUGUCUCCAUGGCAACGGAUAACCUAGGUGCAACCGCUGACACCCCGGAAGAAAUCGCAGAUAUUUUUGCCCCCGCAGGGAUUUCGCCCAGAGGCGAAAUCCCGAGGAGGCACCCUAGUGACUCGCGCGUAUAUUAAGGACAGUACUUACAGUUCAAAUAUACAGUCAGUAUACUAGAAAAAAUCUCGAUUUGCUCGAACUAGGGCCGCAAGGAAUCGGUAGGUAAUGAUGACGUUUCUAUUGUUUGCGCCCGCAAGUACGAAAUGGUUAGGAUGACGUAAAGACCGAAAAUCCCGAAGGGACCGCUCAGGUAGAUUUUGUGACAUUUGUUGUGCAGUCAUACUUCGAUACUCUUUUGCGUUACGCAGUGACAUUCUGUGGAGCAGUUGUUUUGAAAGUUAUGGACCAAAAGACACUGGUUAAGCGCAGGGGAGGUUAUAAGGUGCGUUUAACUGUGUAUAUAUAAGCACUUAGAGAGUUUUCCAGACACGAGUUCACAAAUCUUUGAUUUAUAUUGGAAACCUUGCCAGACACUUUUUCUCUCUCUUUGACCGGAAUAAGACUCAGCCCCAAACAAGCAAGACGAGUGAACAACGGCUAGCUUAUCACUAGCAGAUUGAUGGACAUUUACAGAAAUUCGGCGACAAUCAAAUUCUGUGCUGACUUAUUCCCUGCUCACAGAUGUCCUUUCGUUAUAAAGUUUCAAAUAAGACUAGAAUGCGCCAGCGUGAAUCGAUCAAACGUCCUCUUAAUUUCCAAGGCUUACUUUCCGGCAAAUAAAAUGAACUGAAUGUAAAAAGGGGAAAGAGAAAUAGAGAAAAACUCAACUUCUAAUUAAAUCCUUUCUUAUGGUUUAGAAUAAACUAUUCUCGAAACUGAGAAUGUUUUGAUCAAAGCUGUGUAAAUCGAACUGAAACUGUGCAUGGAACCUUGCGUUUCCUGUAUUUAUCUCACUUAUUGUAUGGAAUAUGUGCGAAAAUCUUCGUUAUGAAUCGGUAUAUUUCAAAGAGCUACACAACCAGCAAGAAUACUAUUGACCGACAAUAUACGGAACGGGGGCAGCUGUAGUGUUAACUAUUAAUAGUUAAUAACUAUUUCACUUCAGUGUUCUCUGUUCCUCAAGAGGACAAGUUAGAUAACGGCGCAGGGAAAUUCCCUGCCGCAGAACCUCCCUUUAGCGAUAUUGUGUUGCACGUCGGCGACGUUCAGGCUGUCCUAAAAUCACUAGACCCAAACAAAGCCACUGGGUUGCCACUACUAUUGCUCCAUCACUAUGCAAGCUGUUCAACAGGUCUCUGGGGGAAGGCUACAUACCGUCUGAGUGGAAAUUGGCCAAUGUACUGCCUGUCUAUAAGAAGGAUGAAAAAGAUCAUGUUGAAAACUAUAGGCCUAUAUCCCGUCUUGAACCGCAUCAAUGGCCGAUUAGAAGAUCUGAUUGCGGACUGUCAGCACGGGUUUCGGAGUGGACGUUCAUGUGUCACAAAUCUACUGGAGACCCUAGUUUUUACGGUACUAUCCUUGAUAGAGCUGGUCAAGUAGAUUGUGUGUAUUUAGACAUGUCCAAAGCCUUUGAUAAGGUUAGACAUGACCUCCUUAUGGAAAAACUGCGGGAUGCUGGCUUCGGAGGGAACCUGCUCACAUGGUUUCAUGCCUAUCUCUGUGGCAGGCGCCAACGUGUCACCGUACUAGGCGCGACAUCACGUGACCUACCUGUCACCUCUGGAGUCCCACAGGGAUCAAUACUUGGACCUGCUGUCUUCUUGUUAUAUGUGAACAACCUUCCAGGUUCUAUCCUCAAUAGCAAAGUGGCAAUGUUUGCAAAUGACACUAAAGUAUACAAGGUAGUGAUGUCUGAGGAUGAUGGCGCCGCUCUCCAACAAGAUCUGGAUAAUCUGUCUUCAUGGUCCGCUGCCUUUGGGCUAGCCUUCAAUGAUAAGAAAUGCAAGCUUCAGACCAUUACGAGAAAGCGCAAGCCCAUCUGUACGAGCUACUAAGUUAACGGCAGUACCAUCAAGUCCUGUGAGGUAGAGCGUGACCUUGGCGUCUCCUUGGACUGUGACCUGACUUGGCACGCCCAAGUCUCUCACCAAGCUGCACGCGCAAACAAGUUGUUUGAUUUCGUUAGGAGGAACUCUAGGUUUAUUCACAGUACUUCCGUAAGGUGCACAUUAUACCUCCGGCUAGUUCGUGCUCAUCUUGGCUACGCAACCGAGGUCUUGGCGCCCCAAAGCAUUGAACUAAUUUCUAAACUCCAAAGUAUCCAAAGACGUGCCACAAAAUUCAUUCUUUGCUUGCCUUUUUUAACAAAUAUCUCUUACAAAGAAAGACUAAUGUCUGUAAACCUACUUCCUGUGCGCUACUGGCACGAGUUACUAGAUCUAGUAUACUUUUACAAGGGUACGCAUAAUAUGAUUCACUUAGAUCCGUCUGCCGUUCCCUUCGUGCGCGAAUGCGCGCGAAGGACCCGUGUAUCCGUAACGAGCUCUCAAUCAUUUGUGCCUAAAAAAUGCAGGAGUUCUACCUUUCAGAAAUCCUUUUUCAUUAGAACCACUACAAUCUGGAACCUGCUUAUUACUAGACUUGACCUAGAUAAUGUUACUUUUGAGAACUUUAAAUCUGUUCUUUACGGUUAUUACUCGCGGGCUCUAGCAAUAAACUAUGACACGGACUCUCCAAGGAGCUUCAAAAGUAUUUGCUUGAAAUGUAACACAGCCAGGUUUUUAGACCAAGAAAUUAGCUGCUGUAUGUGAUUUAAGUUGUUACUCUUAUAUCUUUUAAUUUUUUGGGUCCCCAGUAACUGGCUUAAGCUGUUGCGGUGUCCCUGCCCAAAUAUUUAAGUUAUUAUUAGUGUAUUGUUACGUUCUUAUUACUAGUGUUUGCAUAUCUUCAGUGUUUUUUUGUAUUCUUCAGGGCAAAGCUAAUAAAAUAAAUAAAAAUAAAAUAAAUUGAAGCAAUUUUAAUUAAGUAGCAAUGUCUUAAAACAGAUCUUUUUCUUUGUCUGCAGAAACAUGCCUCUGAAUGUGUAAAGUUUCCAAUUGAUUGUUCCAAUGGGUGUGGUCAGGUCAUAACAAGAGAAGAGGUAAGGAUAACAGUGAAUAUGAGCUGCCUAGUCAUAAUAAUAGUAGUAAUAAUAAAUUUAUUAAAAAUUUACAAAAUAUCUAUUGGACCUAAUAAAAAGCUAGUGUAAAAAAAUGUGUUGUAAGCAAUGUUUUAAAAGUGUUAAAAUUUUCCUCAUUAUGAAUAUUAAUGUCCGGCAAGCUGUUCCAUAGUUUUGGUGCCGCAGCCAAGAAAGUGCGGUCACCAAGUGUCGUAUGAGUAAUAACUCUUGGAGCUUGUAGUAGGAGUCCUUUGUUUGACGUCACACAAAGGUUGAAGCCAAAUAUCUUGUAAAGAAAACAUAUUGUCUUGUAAUCACCCAAUGUGACUUCUCAACUAAAACCUUUUUUCGAAAGAUGUGGGAUCUUAAUUAGCAGUUAAUGAAUGAGGCUGAGUAGGAUAUGAAGUCUGUGUAUAACACCCUCCGAGAUCUGCUUAAUUCUUAUUAUUAUUCAUUCAAAAUAUUUUCCCGAUUCUGAUUGGCUAAAAGCACUCGUUUAAUUCACCAUAACCAGUUACUGAUGACCAAAUUUGGAAGAAUUUUGUCUUUAACGAGGAAGUGACGUCAAAAAUGCGGCGUUUUCGCAGGUUAAGGAACCGUUAACCGACAAAACCUGGGGACGAGGUUGAGUUGUUUUGAUUGUGAACUUGAAAAAUGGCGGACAUUUCACUCGUUUUAAGAGUAAGAACUAGGCGAAAACAUAGCUAAAAACAUGGGAAGAACAGCAAGAAGACAACUCGAAGGGCGACAUCUGCUAUUUGCAGAAUAUUUGCGGAGCUGGACAAACCUAAACGUGCACCAUCGAAGAUGAACUUAACAUCGAUGGAUCGAUGGAGGUUAGCAUGUUUUAGCCAUGUUUUUAAACUAGGAAUUAUUUUGAAUGAAUAAUAAAACAAUUAUUGAAUUCGGCUUUUUUAUCAUAUGAAGAAAAAACAACUCAACCUCGUCCCCAGGUCUUCUUGGUUAACGGUGCAUUAACCUGGAGAAGGCUGCAUUUUUGACGUCAUUUCCUCGUUAAACACAAAAUUCUUCCAAAUUUGGUCAUCAGUAUGUGGUUAUGGUGAAUUAUGUGUGUGCUUUUAGCCAAUCAGAAUUGGGGAAGUAUUUUGAAUGAAUAAUAGGGGAUCUUAAGUAUUUACGUCAGGUAACUUCUGCAAAUUAUCAUUUUAGUGAUUUCCUUGUGUUUGCUUAGAAAUCUUGUUUAUUUAUGGUUGAUAUUGUUAACUGCCUGGGUGGGUUCUUUUGUUAACUUGCCUAUAAAGCAAACGUUGCUCGGAACAAUGCAUUCUGAUUGAAUUUUAUGUUAUCGUAAAGCAUCAAGCUAAUACAUUAAUUCUGUUCCAGACAUUGUGUCAGAAAGAAAAUGACCCUUUAUACUUGUGGAUGAAACGCUUACAUGUACAUGUAUUUUGGAUUUGAUUUUUUUCAGAUUGGAAAUCACACUAAAAAUGACUGUCCACUUUCUAUUAUUUCCUGCCCUUUUCUUUCAGUUGGCUGCGAUACAAAGGUGUGUUUGUCACAUUUCUUAAAUCAGUCAUUAUUUAUUGUACUUAUUAUUUUGUUAUUUUCGGUCCUCUGGUUUGAGCAAACCCCUGGGGGAAGGGGCUGGGCACUCCCUGUAGUGCCCUUUGCUGGGAGACUUCAUUUCACCUCUUCCGCAAGACCAAACCUUACCAUUCCACCUUAAGAAAUUGGUUAUGCAACACUAGUAAGUAAGGAGUCGGCGGAGAUCGGACGACGUUGUUUUGUUUUACCUUGGAGUAGUAAACAAAGACGAUAAGAACUCGAGGCGAAGCCGAGAGAUUACCUCGGGUUUUUAAACCUGAUGAUACACGACUGCGAGUUUUUUGAAUGGCUUCAAAAUCUCUGAUAUAGAUCAACUCAUUCUUGCACUUAUAUUUAGAUUUGGAGUUAUUUUGGUCUGAAAAAUUGGACGUAAAGUUUAACCGUGCCUUUAUCAGAUGUGAAGACACUCAUUAUUACAUUUUAAUUUCUUUUGUUUUUUCUUUAUGAAUUAUUAAUAAGUUUUGAAUUGUAGUCUGGGUCACCAUGAGGUCCUUCAUUUCCCAGAGGUUUCAUGCAGCCCUCACCCGGUAUUCAUUCCGUGUGGCUAUUGGUAUCAGUGAAACCGUCGGGGACUAAAUUUUUUUUGAUCCUUCGUCAUGACAUUGCGAACAUAACAUCUUUCUCAAACACGAUACUCUUAUUAAAAUAAGUUUGGUAAUGAAGUCCACGUUUUCUUUUAGGUCAUGCGCGAAAAUAUGGCUUCACAUCUUCAGUCCUCUACUGAAGCGCAUCUUGUUUUAGCUUGCGUGAAGUUGAAUAACACUGAAGAGCGGUUGGCAAAUACACAGGUUGAGCUGAAUAAAACUCAAAUUCAGCUGAACAACACUCAGACUCAACUCAAUAAUUCGCAAGAGACAACAAUAGAGUUGGUGAGGAAAGUGGACUGGCUCGAGAGACAACUGAAAGAAAAAUUAAAUGAAAAGCAAGUCAAUGAAGCUGUACAUAAAGUGAUGCAGAUGAAAACUCGGUUUAUAUGGAAGAUAGAUAAUUUUUCUGAAAUGCUCAGAAAAGCAAAGAGAGAAGAAAAGUUUAAGAUAAAAAGUCAAACAUUUUACACGCAUAGCUGUGGCUACAAAUUACAGUUAUCACUGUAUCCUAACGGUAAUGGGUCUGGGACGAAUAGUCAUCUUUCUGUCUACAAUAACGUAUUAAAGGGAGAAUAUGAUGCUUUGUUACCUUGGCCCGUAAAAAUAACUAUGACAAUUACUUUGAUUGAUCAACAACCUUGUGAAAUCCAUCAGGAUAAUGUCGAGUCAUGCAUCACGAAUACCGUUUCGGAAAGGCCUAAGAGCGGUAGUAGGAAUUCUCGUGGGUCUCAUGAAUUCUUAUCUCAAGAUAAACUUAUGACAAGGUGUUAUCUUGAACACGACACCUUGUUUCUCCGAGUUGACGUUGGUCCAUCAGCGGGUGAGUUGGGUUUUUGGCCAACGCCUUACCCUUUGUUGACGGAGACAUAUGGAAGUUGGGGACUUUAG
This is a messenger RNA of Porites evermanni, 12367 nucleotides long. Lineage: Eukaryota; Metazoa; Cnidaria; Anthozoa; Scleractinia; Poritidae. The record is from the annotation of a GenBank genome assembly.